Messenger RNA from Osmerus eperlanus (European smelt), 2559 nucleotides. Its product is annotated as lipoprotein lipase-like. The transcript has 10 exons. Gene Ontology annotation, biological process: fatty acid biosynthetic process; very-low-density lipoprotein particle remodeling; triglyceride catabolic process. Gene Ontology annotation, molecular function: apolipoprotein binding; lipoprotein lipase activity. The coding region runs from base 1 to 1512 and encodes 503 amino acids. Lineage: Eukaryota; Metazoa; Chordata; Actinopteri; Osmeriformes; Osmeridae. The record is from RefSeq and is a predicted model, not a curated record.
AUGCGAUUUGUUGACAUUGUCCCAGUUGGAAUUUUGUUUAACUUGUGCUCUCUCAUAGACAAUAACACUGACUGGAUUGGAAACUACACUUACAUUGAAACCAAGUUCUCAGUACGCCAAGUAGAGGAGCCCGAGGAGGACCUGUGCUACCUUGUGCCUGGUGUGAACCGCACUGUCUCCGAGUGUGGAUUUAACACUACAUCACAAACCUUUGCCAUCAUCCAUGGCUGGUCGGUGGCUGGACUCUUUGAGAGCUGGGUCCACAAGCUUGUGUCUGCUCUCUUUGAGAGAGAGCCCAGUGCCAAUGUUCUAGUGGUGGACUGGCUGGACAGGGCCAAUGAACACUACCCCAACUCUGCAGAGAACACCAAGCUGGUGGGCCAAGACGUGGCAAGGCUGAUCAACUGGCUGGAGGUUGAGGUGAAGUAUGACCUAUCAAAGCUUCACAUCCUGGGGUACAGUCUGGGUGCCCAUGUGGCUGGAGUUGCAGGGAACCUCACCAACAACAAAGUCAAUAGAAUAACAGGUCUGGACCCCGCUGGCCCUCGUUUCGAGAAUGCCGACAGCCUCAGUCGCUUGUCCCCCGACGAUGCCACCUUUGUGGAUGUUCUGCACACCAAUAUCAGGGGAAGCCCCGACCUUAGCAUUGGCAUCCAGAGACCUGUGGGUCACGUGGACAUCUACCCCAACGGAGGCACUGAGCAGCCUGGAUGUACCUUCCAGAAUGCCAUGAAGAUGAUCGCCACUUACGGCAUCUACAACGUCGACCAGAUUGUGAAGUGCGCCCACGAGCGCUCCGUGCACCUGUUCAUCGACUCCCUGGUUAACAAGCAGCAGCAGAGCAUGGCCUACCGCUGCAGCUCCAGAGAUGCCUUCAACCAAGGCCUGUGUCUGAGCUGCCGCAAGAACCGCUGCAACAACCUGGGCUACAACGUCAACAAGGUCCGCACGACCCGCAGCGCCAAGAUGUACCUCAAGACCACUGCCAGUAUGCCCUUCAAAGUUUUCCACUACCAGAUAAAGGUCCACUUCUUCAGCCAGCACAACCUGAGUCUCAGCCAGCAGCCUUUGAAAGUGUCCCUGUUCGGAACCCACGGCGAGAAGACAGACAUCAAUCUGAUUAUGCCCAACCUGUUCACCAACUCCACGGUCUCAUUCCUGGUGACCUCUGAUGUCGACAUUGGCGAACUUCUGAUUGUAGAGAUGGAAUGGGAGAGCGAUUCCUACUUCUCCUUCCUCAACAGCAACGAGUUCCUGAUCCGCAAGAUCCGUGUGAAGUCUGGUGAGACACAGGCCAAGGUCAUCUUCAGAGUUAGAGAAGGCGAAUUCGCUCAUCUUGUCCAGGGAGGAGAAUCGGUUUCCUUUGUAAAGUCGAAAGAAGAUCAAAACAGCCGGAAGAUGGAGAGGUUGCACAGGCUCAAGAUGCAUGGAAGCUUUUUCAAACAAGGUAUGAAUGAGGCUGCCGUUGAUAAGACCCCAUCAUCAUCUGAGUCUGUAUCUUCAUCGCACUGAUAAGAUAAGCCUUGACAAUCACACUAUCCCACUUGCUAGAAACAAUUCAAAUAUCUGAGUUCGGUUUCCUCACUGUACUUUGAAAAGCAAACAGCUUGAAUCUACAACCCCACUGGUGACAUCAAUGCAUGUUCUGCAUGAAAGUUUGUUAUGCUGUUGCAAAUAAGAAUUUCAGCAAAAGUCUGGAACAUCUGUAUAGGCAUCUGUUAAAACUGAAAGUGUUUGUUUUGUGGAACUGUAGCUCUGACCACUAGUUCUGUCAAAUAGCUUAGUAUACAACAUUCCAAUCACAUAAUCAAACUCAAUCUAGAAUAUAUUUUUCAUCCAACAAGGUGGAUUGUUAUAGGUAAACUGUGUUCUUGACUUUUUUGCAUAUUGUAUUUAGAGAAGCUUUUUCAUUUGACAAAGAUACAUACUCUUCUGUCAACAUAUACAAUUACAUUACUAUUACAUAUAUUUACACUUAAGAACAUUAGAACAUUUAGAAAUGGGAAAUAAUAUUUUACUGUAUUAUUGACUUUGUGACCCUAAUUGUAGCACUUGUUACUGUAACUGCAUCAAAGGGAUCAUGGUCAAGAAUAUGAAUGCAAUAAUAUGAAUAUUCCCAUGUGUUAUACAAUAUAUACAUGUUUGCAAUUAACAAUUUUGGCACACAACUGUGAAAUCCAAGUCAGACAAUUAUUCCAUGUUAUACUGUAUCACAAAAUAUUUAGCACGGGUCACUUUAUAGGUUGUCAUCAAAAAAGUAAGUUGUGUCAAGGUCCAAUCACUGGCAAACUUGAAAUACAAAUGGCUCUUAAAGGUGUGUGGGUAAAAGGUAGUUGGAAAACAAAAUAUGGACACUGCUGCAACGUUUCACUCUAUAUGAUAGGUUUGACUUGGACAACCAGUUUUGCUGGGAAUGCUUUUUAUUGUAUUUAUUGAUUGUGCUGUAUAUAAUUCCUAAAUUAGACUGUAUAUAAUGUUUGGCUUUCUGUGGUGCUGAACUAUUACAAUAAUAUAUGUACUACCUAUAUAUUUUUUCUGCAAAUAAAAAAUAGGCUUGGA